Lolium perenne is the source of this 1047-nucleotide messenger RNA. The record is from RefSeq and is a predicted model, not a curated record. Lineage: Eukaryota; Viridiplantae; Streptophyta; Magnoliopsida; Poales; Poaceae.
AUGGAAGGAUCGGAAGCUGAAGCUCACGUGACAGGAGCUGAAGAAUCCGCGACACAAGUUGGGAAUGCUGAAGAAUCCGUGACGACAGUAGCUAGUAACGCUGCUGAAGACGCUGCCGAGACGAGUGAUGCUGGUAGCGCGCUUCAGGACGUGAUAGUGUUUGAAGAUGCAGAAUAUUUUGGCGCCAAGUUUGAGAGUUUCUGGAACAGGCUUUUUAGCAACUACUCGGCCUACGAUGAAACCACAACUAUCCCCGCCAUGUGUUACACGCACGACAAUAGAAAUGCCGACAACGUCAGAGCAAUGGACACUCUGCAGGUUGUUUCAGUAAAAGUUGCAUCGAUUGAAGAGGGUUUACACUGGCCGCUGCAAGUGUUCGGUAUGGUCUCUGCACGCGAUGUGUUGGAUCGCAAGCGCAACAUUAUCUUUCACCGCGAAAGAGAUAAAUGUCAAACUAUCACUGAAAAGGAUCCAUACUUAACAUUGACUGGUCCUAGCCGUGCAGUUGUGGUGUGCAUUGAUCCUUCUUACAUUGAGAUCGUGCUGAAGGUGAAGGGGGCUACUGAAUCAGAGGAUAAAGAGCUAAGCCGCCUAGCUUUGAGUUACCGUCUCUCUUCCUUGGUAAAUGGUCUUUACCCUAGUGAGCUUAGCACGUUGGAGUUGAUAUUUACCCAAGAAUAUAGUUCUGUGGAAGCCACGGUCCAUGUAAAAGUCAUUGGAGGGUCAUGGCCAGAUGGUUUCAAGGGCGUGUUUAGUGCUGCUACCGCUAGAUCAGAGAGCUUGAAAGUCAAGCUACUUGAUGUUGGAGACGAUGGGUUGCCAGUUGAUGCUGCCGAUGGCACGAUCAGGCUUUCACGCCGCGUUGUCUCUGUUGAGCUGGACGGGAUGCUGAAAGUAUUCGUCUCUGCGUGUUCUGCUGCUGGUGAUGAAGAGCACUGUGAAGCGUCUUUUGUACCUGAGAAAGCUGGUGUUUCAGGUGUUGAGCUUAAGAUUGGCUCAUGUCGUAUGGAGGCAACUGUUGCCUGGUCCCUUUUCUGUCGCCAUUGA